GAGAUCAUAAAGAGCUCGAAACAUUCAUCAAGUUCUUAGUAAAUCUCCACUUUGUACUACGAUGAGGGGCUUCAGUGUUGCAGUUGCAGUGGCCAUCGUGCUCACAUGUGUCUUUCUGCAGGAGAUCUCAGCCGUCCCAAUCACUGAGGACCAGGAUCUGAUCGAAGCACUGAAUCCUGACUUUCCGAUUUCCGACUAUCAAGUAAUCCCAGCAGAUUCAUGGAAGAUGCCAUAUACCCUCAAACAGAAGCGUGACGCUCGCGGCUGCCGGUUCUGCUGCAACUGCUGCCCCAACAUGAGUGGCUGCGGGAUCUGCUGCAGAUUCUGAGAAGGUCAGCAGCAUCCUGGAUCUCUCGAAACAACAUCUUUCUU
Nematolebias whitei (Rio pearlfish) is the source of this 372-nucleotide messenger RNA. Its product is annotated as hepcidin-like. The record is from RefSeq and is a predicted model, not a curated record. Gene Ontology annotation, cellular component: extracellular region. NCBI's taxonomy places the organism in Eukaryota, Metazoa, Chordata, Actinopteri, Cyprinodontiformes, Rivulidae. The transcript has 3 exons. Gene Ontology annotation, biological process: intracellular iron ion homeostasis; defense response to bacterium. The coding region runs from base 62 to 328 and encodes 88 amino acids.